Nycticebus coucang (slow loris) is the source of this 273-nucleotide messenger RNA. Its product is annotated as monocarboxylate transporter 3-like. Bases 1 to 273 code for a protein of 90 amino acids. The record is from RefSeq and is a predicted model, not a curated record. Lineage: Eukaryota; Metazoa; Chordata; Mammalia; Primates; Lorisidae. The transcript has a single exon. Gene Ontology annotation, molecular function: monocarboxylic acid transmembrane transporter activity. Gene Ontology annotation, biological process: monocarboxylic acid transport.
AUGGGCGCGGCCGGCCCCCGACGGGGCAUGGGCCCCCCAGAUGGCGGCUGGGGCUGGGCGGUGCUGGGCGCCUGCUUCGUGGUCACCGGCUUCGCCUACGGCUUUCCCAAGGCCGUGAGCGUCUUCUUCCGCGCGCUCAUGCGCGACUUCGGCGCUGGCUACAGUGAUACGGCCUGGGUGUCCUCCAUCAUGCUGGCCAUGCUCUACGGCACGGGUCAGCGCCUCCACCGGGUCCUCCGCCUCCCUGGGGCCCCGGGGAUCCCGAAUCAGUAG